This is a messenger RNA of Carica papaya (papaya), 1576 nucleotides long. RefSeq names its product B-cell receptor-associated protein 31-like protein. Lineage: Eukaryota; Viridiplantae; Streptophyta; Magnoliopsida; Brassicales; Caricaceae. Gene Ontology annotation, cellular component: endoplasmic reticulum membrane; endoplasmic reticulum. Gene Ontology annotation, biological process: endoplasmic reticulum to Golgi vesicle-mediated transport; intracellular protein transport. The record is from RefSeq and is a predicted model, not a curated record.
UUCUGCAUGUUUGGUUUUGACUGGAAAAGGCAAAGCCAUUGUUAUCAUUGUUUCUUCUCUUCUUAUUUACGAAUAUUUAUUAAUUAAGUAAUUCCCACUAUGUAGUUUAGUUUUUCUUUUUGUUUUGUUACAUUUUAUGGGUAAAAUGAAUGCUAGUUAGUUUAGGUUAGAAUCAUCAAGAAAGAAGCCCAUUAAAAGAACGAGUGGGUUUUUCCAGAAAAACAUUCUUCUGUUUAGUUGUAAGUCUCCAUUUUUUUUUUUUUGGAAUAAAAUCUCAUGGUCUGAAUCAUCUGUUUUAGUUUUUUCUUUCCCGUAAACUUAAACUCAUUUUAUGGAAAGAUCGUAGACGUGGUGCAGUUGCUUUAGUUUUUGUUUUCCUUCUUCAGUUUCUCGCGGUGUUACCUACGGGGACGAUCCGCUUGUACUUCUUAGUUUCAUGUGAAAACAAAAGGGGUUUUAACAAGAAAAUGCUACUUUCUUUCACUUUUUCGUUCAAUCCGAGGACUCAUUAGUUUCGAAACCCUCUUUCUUGGAAGCUAAAAACCGCUCUUGGUGGGUGAGUGCGCAUUUUCCGCCCAUGAAGAUUGAUACCCACUAAAGGAAAAUUAAGGGAUUCUUUGGUCUUCAGUGGGUAUCUCCUUCGAAGCAGAAAUGAUUCAAUUGCUGUUCUUGGUUCUUCUUGCCGAGAGUGUUAUAGCAUUCCUUCUAUUGGUAAAGAUUGGUCCAUUUAGGGAGCUGGUUAUAAAGAGUUUGGAUCAGGUGAAGACGGGGAAAGGCCCGGCGACUGUGAAAACCAUUGCGGGUACUAUGUCUGUGAUUCUCCUAUCAAGUCUUAUGAGCAUUAUCAAGAUCCAGAACAAGGGUGCUAAGCUUGGUACUAUGUCACCCAUGGAUCAGGUUCUGUGGAGAACCCACUUGCUCGAGGCUUCACUCAUGGGUUUUACCCUAUUCCUUGGAUUCAUAAUUGAUAGGAUGCACCAUUAUCUUAGAAAGCUUAUAGGGUUAAGGAGUAGUGUGGGAUCUUCAAAAGAGGAGCUUGAACAGCUUCAGAAGGAGAAAACGAAGCUCAAGGAGAAGGAGGAGAAAGCAUCAAAGGAAAUUAAGCUCCUGCGUGAAGAAAUUUCUUCACUAUCAGAGAAUUUAAAGAAGCUGAAGACGGAAUCUGAAGAGAAGGACAAGAAGAUUGAAACUGCUGAAGCUCAUGUUGCCGCUCUUCAGAAACAAUCUGCAGAUUUACUGCUUGAGUAUGAUCGAUUACUAGAAGACAACCAAAAUCUUCAGAAUCAAGCUCUAGGAUACCGAAGUUAGAAAUUUUUUGAAAGACUCUUGAUGUUAAAUAUUCGGGUAUAAUCUUUUUUGUCAUCAGUGAUGUUGAUCGAGCAUCCAAAAUGUUAUAGGAAUUGUCAUGAAUUGGCUUACCUCCUUGUAGGGGUUGAAGGUGUUUGGUGGUUUUUUCUUUUUUUCUUUUUUUGAUGAAGGGUUGGUAGGUCCUUUUAACAUAAGCAAAGUGGUGUCUGCUAGUGCUUAGCAUUGUCAAAAAUUUUGUAAUUCUCAAGAAACUAGAUUUGUGGUUAAA